UUCUUAAAGCGGUGAUCAGAUGAAAAUUGCUACUACGACUUAGAAAACAGAGAAAGAGCAGCCAAGAAUCUGAGAUUACACACUUUCCGUGUGAAUUAAUUUGUAACUUGGACCUGUAUUAUUUUGUUUAGUUACCCCAGUUCAGUGUGCGUUUGCUGAAAUCACUACAACAACUCAGCCGGCUAAAUAUUUGGUUCUCGCUGGGUGGGUAUUAUCCCCAUUCCCCAGCUAGUUAGCUGGCUAGCUAAAGGUGCUAGGUUAGCUAGCUAGUUAGCUAGCUCCCUAACGUGAACUGCCGCUGCUCGGCCGUUAGCAACCAGCGCUCCACGCAGCAUUUAAACUGAGAGCAGACUGAUUGUUGGGCUGGACACUGUGGCUCUGUGUCUUAAAUCAGUCAUGGAGAACGAUGCUUGUGUUGAGCAGAAGAAUGGUGAUGCUGCUGUAGACCAAGUUAAACAACAGCCAGCAGCCACAGCUCCUUACAGAUACACCAAGGAGGAACUCCUGGAAAUAAAAGAGCUGCCGGUCUCCAAUGAAAGGCCAGACUGUUUAUCCGAGAAGUAUGACAGUGAUGGUGUCUGGGACCCUGAGAAAUGGCACGCCUCACUGUACCCCAGUUCAGAGCGAAGCUCUCCUGUGGAAGGUUUUAAGAAGGACUAUGUGGAUGACAGAGUUCCUUUGAAGCGAAGAAUCCCAGAUCCUCGUGAACGUUUAAAGGAGGAUGAUCUGGAUGUUGUACUGAGCCCACAGCGACGCAGCUUUGGAGGUGGAUGUCAAGGCAACGCCGCACUUGCACCCCACGCCCGUCGCCCAAUCAGCCCCCUGGAAAAUAAGGAGAAUGAGACUCUCCGCCUAGGAGGGGCACGCAGAAUCGGCAGUGGGCGCAUAAUUGCUGCCCGAGCCUUUGAGAGAGAAGCCCGUGCAGAGAAAGAGAGGGAAAGAGAGAGAGACUUUAAAGAUAAAAGAUUCAGGAGGGAUUUCGGUGACAAACGUGUGUUUAGUGAAAGAAGAAGGAAUGACUCUUAUGCAGAGGAGGAGCCAGAGUGGUUCUCUGGGGGUCCCACCAGCCAGUCUGAGACCAUUGAGCUCAUUGGAUUCGACGACAAAAUCCUGGAGGAUGAUAAGCGCAGGUCCAAGCGGUCAAGGAAACGGGCAGAGUCCAUAAAAGAAGUGGAAUGUAAUGGUGGACAGGCAGAGGAGCAAGAUGUGGGUUUGCAGUCUACUGCUGAUCAAGAGGUCCCCCACCCUGAUGUCCUGCCUGAGCAAUCGACUGGAGACUUUGACUUCAACGAAUUCUUCAAUCUGGAGAAGACGAUGCCCGGCCUGGCCUCUAUGAUAGAGGACGUUUUGGGAGAGGGCCCUGUAUCGGCUAGCCGCUUCAGUCAGUGGUUUUCCAGUAACGUGAGCCCCUCAGGCAGCCGGUCCAGCAGUCUGAGGUCCACUCCCCAUGAGGAGCUGGAAAAACUUGCAGGGCUCGAGCCACACAGCACGUCCUCCAGCCAAGCCCCCGCCUCAUACUUCACACCUAUUCAAACAUCGGAGUGCAAGGAGAAGGUGGACAUCCUGGAGCUGCUGCACAAGGCCAAAAUAGACCUGAAGCCUCUUCUCUCCACCCUGUCAGUCAACAAGGCUCGGCUACGGGAAAGUACUAACUGUGGAGCGGUGCUGUCACUGGAGGAAGUGGAGGGAGGGAUGAAAGGGAUGAAGUUGAGCUCAGAACCUCAGGUGCGAAAGAUGCCUCCGCCACAGAGAGGAAAUGGCACGCCCUUCAUGGCGCAACAUUUGGAGGAGGCUUUAACGGGUGGCUCCAGCAGCCGUCCACACUCUCGUGACACAGACAUGUCAGCCUUUAAUAAACUGGUCAGCAGCAUGAAGGCAAGUGGAACUCUGCCAACUCACCCCAAAACCAACACAAACAUUCAACCCUCAGACCCAGCUGUGGUGACAAUGUCUGAAGCUCAGGUGCCUCCUCAGCAACAGAAAAACAUAUUUCAGGAGCUUUUGGGGGGUCCUGCUCGUAGCAGCUCUCCCACACUACUUGGCAAUCUGUUGGGCAGCUCUGAGGGCCCAGCAACCUCGGCCCCUUUGCAUGGCCUACUACACAAGGGCCCGUCGCCCCCCCUCUUUCCACAGAGGGCACCCUCGCCCGACUACUUCAGCAGUCGGUUGCAACCUUCAGCAGGUUUUCCUGUUGGUCAUCAGCCCCUGCUGCCAGAACAGUUUGGUGAUGCACACAGGUCAAUCAGCCCUGGAUCUGCUGCACAGCAACAGAUGAGAGCGCUCUCUAUGCCAGUGAAUCACGCGGACCUGGAGGCUCUGGCGUUCCAGCAGGACCUCGCUCUACAUGCACACCACUCAUUCCAGUCCGGCUACAAGCCGCCACAGGACAAGUCUUUUAGAAAUAGACUGCAGCGUGUUAAUCGCUCCCCUGGUCCAGGCCCUCAGCCUGCUGGAAGAAACUCUCCAGGCAACGCUGUCACCAGCAUGCUGUCACCGUCAUUUACACCCACAUCUGUGAUCCGUAAAAUGUACGCGACAAAAGAGAAAAGCAGAGAUGAGCCAUCGAGUCGUUCGGAGAACAAGGAGGAGGCAGCAGGACACUCUCAAGAUGACAGCAGCUCCCCAAAUUUAUACCUGGAGGCCAUUGAGGGGAAUGCUGCCCAGUCUGGGGGAGUAAAGGCCAGCUCGCAGACCUUGUCAAGCAAGGACCAGGAGCGUCUCAGGCCUGGCUCUGCUGGACACCAUACACCCAACAUGGUACCUCCAGGACCCUCCUCAUCUUUCCCCCGUCCCAUCUAUCCAGUACCGCUGCUAUCCCAUGUACCUAUGGUGCGUCCUCCUCCCCAGCUCCACCCCAAUGUGGUUCAGAGAAUGCUAGCGCAGGGUAUCCAGCCGCAGCAGCUUGGACCCGCUCUUGUGCAAGCAGGUAUAUUUCCACAACACAUGGACCUUGCCCAACUUCAAGGUUUGCCUCCUGCCCUGCUUGGACAACCGCUGUACCCUCUAAGUGCAACAGGGCAUCCACUUCUACCUCCCAGAGCCAACACUCAGAUGCAGUUAGCAGUAAUGCAGCAGCAACUUCAGCAACAAAGACCAAUGCAUCCAGGGAUCCCAGGCCCUCAGUCACAGAGCCAAGGCCCUCACCGGACAAACGGCUCCCAGCAGCACGGGGGCAGCCCCCCUCUAGGCCUCGCCAAGUGGUUUGGAUCAGACGUGCUAGAGCAGCCCCUUCCCUCCAUGCCAGCCAAGGUCAUAAGUGUAGAUGAAUUGGAGUUUCGGCCAUAAAGAACACUGCUGGAUAGCGAGAUUUUUUUUUUUUCCUUUUUGCCCAUCUCCACCUCCUCGUUACCAUUAAAAUGUGAACUUUAAUUUGAAAGAUGGUGCACAGGCAUGGACAGUCGAGCCAUGCUUUGUCUUGAACCUUGAAGUCACUGAUUUUUGAAGAGGCUUAUCAGCAGAAAAGGGAAGACAAAUGAUGCCGAUUUGUUUUGCCGACUGAGUGAAUUUUUUUUUCUUUUGUAUUAGGCUCUGCGCAGUAAAUAAUGUAUAGGCCCAAUUGUACAGACCAUGGGAAAGAAUCUUAUUCUCCCUGUAUAUAGCUUGUUUUUUUUUUUCUUGGAAUGAGGAAGGUGAAACUAUUCUGCGGUUAAACUGAAAACUGCGAGAGACAAAAUCACCAAGAGAUGGUAGCAUUCCUUGUCUUGUCCAACUUUAUUUUCCCCGCUGAACUGCGCUGAGAAAGGGCUGCUGCUAGUGACAAAUUGAUGAGUAACUUCAGUGUAUACUCUGCCCUUUUGUGGCAUGGUUAGUGGCCCUUUUCUGUGGAUGUGACUGGCUGGAAUAUUUCAAGACGACUCCGGGGGAUGCAGUGAGCGCUGGUUGUGCCUUUCUUUGUGUUUGUUUUUUUUUUUUUUUCUACCUUUAAACUGUAUCCUCUCCCAUCCAACCUGUCACUGAGGGGGGCAGCACUGCUCACAUUGUCAAUUUUUCGAGGGUGGUUGGGAUUCAGUUUGUUUAUGUGCUAUUAAGUUAUAAAAAGCACAAAUAGAAUUAAUAAAUAAAAUUCAGAAACACA
Plectropomus leopardus (leopard coralgrouper) is the source of this 4075-nucleotide messenger RNA. RefSeq names its product eukaryotic translation initiation factor 4E nuclear import factor 1 (gene eif4enif1). Gene Ontology annotation, cellular component: cytoplasm; nucleus. Gene Ontology annotation, molecular function: mRNA binding. The record is from RefSeq and is a predicted model, not a curated record. Lineage: Eukaryota; Metazoa; Chordata; Actinopteri; Perciformes; Serranidae. Gene Ontology annotation, biological process: negative regulation of translation.